CACAUCGUUCUCUCCUUCUCUGUGCAGCAACUAUGGCGACCUACGGCGGAAGCUCAUCUUCUGACCCCACGAGGAUGGUAACGUUAAAAACCUCAGACGGCGAGGAAAUCAAGGUGCCAGUAGCGAUUGCGAUGAAGUUCGUCCCAGUGAGAGAAUUCUUCAUGGGCGACCUUGAUCGCCCUGAAGUGGAGAACGCCGCCCCUUUCCCUCUCUCAAACGUGGACAGCUUGACUCUCGCCGAGAUCGUCUUCUUCAAUCAGAGAUCGCUCUACUUUCACUCGAAACUCAAAGAGAUUGUGGAAGAAGAGCCGUUGUGGGAGCUCCUUUUGAAAUACUGGCCAGUGGAGAAAAAGAUGCAGGAGUUCAAGGCGUGGUUUUUUGGCCGGCAGAGCGACGAGACGAUCGUUAAGCUGGUUAAGGCGGCGGACUUCUUGGAGAACAAGGAACUGCUGGAUUCCGUGAUGCCGAGCUUUAGGGAGAGGUUUGGACUUGAAGACGACAAGGGCGUUCACUUUGUUUAUACGGCUGAAGUAGAGGCAAUCCUUCUCAGGAGGGCCGCGUCGGCUUCUGGGGGGGCCAGAUUUUGAAGGCGUCGAUGAGGAUCAACAGAUCGAGACAACA
Quercus lobata is the source of this 621-nucleotide messenger RNA. Its product is annotated as SKP1-like protein 1. The transcript has a single exon. NCBI's taxonomy places the organism in Eukaryota, Viridiplantae, Streptophyta, Magnoliopsida, Fagales, Fagaceae. The record is from RefSeq and is a predicted model, not a curated record. Bases 33 to 587 code for a protein of 184 amino acids.